Messenger RNA from Ceratotherium simum simum (southern white rhinoceros), 1677 nucleotides. It is a transcript of the gene SLC18A1, whose product is annotated as solute carrier family 18 member A1. Gene Ontology annotation, molecular function: serotonin:sodium:chloride symporter activity; xenobiotic transmembrane transporter activity. Gene Ontology annotation, biological process: xenobiotic transport; aminergic neurotransmitter loading into synaptic vesicle; transmembrane transport. Gene Ontology annotation, cellular component: synaptic vesicle membrane; terminal bouton. The record is from RefSeq and is a predicted model, not a curated record. NCBI's taxonomy places the organism in Eukaryota, Metazoa, Chordata, Mammalia, Perissodactyla, Rhinocerotidae.
AUGCUCAGGGCGGUUGUGGAUGCUCCUCAGCGGUUGCUGAAGGAGGGGAGAGAGUCCCAGAAGCUGGUACUGGUUGUGGUGUUUGUUGCUCUGUUCCUGGACAACAUGCUGCUUACUGUGGUGGUGCCCAUUGUGCCCACCUUCCUAUAUGCCACCGAGUUCAAAGAAGUCAACACUUCUCUGCACCCACGCUCCGCCACGACUUCCUCACAUGCCCUCACUUCUUCUGCCUUCUCCACCAUCUUCUCCUUCUUUGAAAACAACACCAUGGCUGUUGAAGAAAGUGCACCCAGUGGCACAGCGUGGACAAAUGGCACCAUCCUUCCUCCAGUCGCUGGAGCCAUUCCAGAACAUAAAAACAACUGCCUGCAAGGCACAGAGUUCUUGGAGGAAGAGAACAUAUGGGUCGGGGUUCUGUUUGCUUCAAAGGCUCUGAUGCAACUUCUGGUCAAUCCAUUCGUGGGGCCUCUCACCAACAGGAUUGGAUAUCACGUUCCCAUGUUUGCUGGCUUUGUCAUCAUGUUUCUCUCCACAGUUAUGUUUGCCUUUUCUGGUACCUAUACCCUGCUCUUUGUGGCCCGAACCCUUCAAGGCAUUGGAUCUUCAUUUUCAUCUGUGGCAGGUCUUGGGAUGCUGGCAAGUGUCUACACUGAUGACUAUGAGAGAGGACGUGCCAUGGGAAUUGCACUGGGGGGCCUGGCUUUGGGAGUGCUGGUGGGAGCUCCUUUCGGAAGUGUGAUGUAUGUGUUUGUUGGGAAGUCUGUACCCUUCCUCAUCUUGGCCUUUCUGGCACUGCUGGAUGGAGCACUCCAGCUUUGUAUCCUGCGGCCUUCCCAGGUCUCUCCCGAGAGUGCCAGGGGGACUCCGCUCCUUACGCUUCUCAAAGACCAUUAUAUCCUUGUGGCUGCAGGAUCCCUCUGCUUUGCCAAUAUGGGAGUGGCCAUGCUGGAGCCCACACUGCCCAUCUGGAUGAUGCAGACCAUGUGCUCCCCUGAGUGGCAGCUAGGUCUGGCCUUCUUGCCUGCCAGUGUGUCCUACCUCAUUGGCACCAACCUCUUUGGUGUGUUGGCCAACAAGAUGGGUCGGUGGCUCUGCUCCCUGAUUGGCAUGGUAGUAGUAGGUACCAGCUUGCUUUGUGUUCCUCUGGCUCAUGACAUUUUUGGCCUCAUUGGCCCCAAUGCAGGGCUUGGCUUUGCCAUAGGCAUGGUGGAUUCCUCUAUGAUGCCCAUCAUGGGACACCUGGUGGACCUGCGCCACACCUCUGUGUAUGGGAGUGUCUAUGCCAUCGCCGACGUGGCUUUUUGCAUGGGCUUUGCUAUAGGGCCAUCUACCGGGGGUGCCAUUGUGCAUGCCAUCGGCUUCCCCUGGCUCAUGGUCAUCAUUGGGGUCGUCAACAUCAUCUAUGCUCCUCUCUGCUACUACCUAAGGAGCCCCCCAGCCAAGGACGAGAAGCUUGCAAUUCUGAGCCAGAACUGCCCCAUGGAGACCCGGAUGUAUGCCACCCAGAAGCCCACAAGAGAAUUUCCUCUGGGGGAGGACAGCGAUGAGGAGUCUGGCAGUGAGGAGUAGGAGCAGAAGCCUUGUCACAUGUGGAUCCAGGAGGCCCAGGCUUUGGUGAUCACCUCUCUCCCCCGGAACCAGGUCACCAUGGGCUGCUCACUAGGCUUCACUUCCCUC